AAUAAACUAAAAGAAAUAAAUAAUAAAAAUGAUCUUAUCUCCAUCGGUUUUAGUAUUAUAACUGCUGCCUCUUGGUGUUAAUUGGGGUUUAUAUGUUGAACUACUUCCUUCAAUCUUCUGAUUUUUUUUCUCCUUUUGUAAUCAGUAAUCUCUCUUCUCUUGUUCGUAUUUAGUUUUACUUAAUUUCAUGAAUUUCCAUGUUUAUUAAAUCUAUUAAAGUAGAAUUAGGAUUGAUUAGAAGUAGUUCAUAGAGUAAAUGUUUUUGAGAUGAAAGAAGAAUAAAAAAAAUCCAUCUGUCUCUGGAAUCUGGAUAUGAACGUGUAUCUUAAUACUUGUAAUUCUUUCACUCUAUGCUCCAUUUCUAGGAUUUGGAUUAGGAUUAAGAUUAGGACUACCAUCUUUCGCCGUCGCCGAGGUCAAGGUUAAUAUUAGGGUUAGGGUUCGCUUUAAGGUCAGAUCCCUCUUUUUUUUUCUUUUUUUUUUUCUCUUUGCUUUUCACCUUUGAUUCUUCGGAUCAACCGUUUUCGUUGAUUUUUGGUUCUAUUUAUUAUGUCACUGGUGAUGGACAUGGGAGGAAUCGGGAAGGAGGAGGUGGAUUCUACUCUAAGAUCAGAGGAAUCAGAAGAAGCAGCUUCUUCUGAGAGCUCUUCCAUUGGACGACCUGAUGAUGAUGAUGAUGAUAUUACCGACAAUGAUGAUGUUGAUGAGGUGCAGAGCAGUCUUUCUUCAAUGGCUUCUCUUGAAGACACUCUUCCUAUUAAGAGAGGAUUAUCGAAAUUCUACUCAGGAAAGUCAAAAUCGUUUGCAAAUAUAGCAGAAGUGAGAAAUAUAAAGGAAUUAGGAAAAUCAGACAACCCAUUUAAUAAGAGGAGAAGAACAUUAAUCGCGUACAAUCUUAUGUUUAAGGAAGAUAAGAAGAAGAAAUCAGGAACUGGGUUGUUUUAUUCCCACUCUAAUCACAUCUCUAUGCCCCUUCUACCCCUUACUGAAGUUGGUGAUGAUGAUGAUGGAGCGGUGAUUGAACAUGAUGACCGUUCAGAUUCAGAGGAUUACUUUGGUUCAACGGUGUCGUUUCGUCUUCAGCAAAUCCAAGAGCAUCAUCCUUAUCCUAAUACUAACAGUUUAAAAGAUAAUAAUGUUAAUGUUAAUGUUAAUGUGGGUGCUAGUUCUUCUGCUUCUCUUGUUUCUGAUGACUGCCUCAGUGGUAUAUGCAUAGAUAGAUAUUAGUGAUUUAAUUACUGCUUUUAAUUGUAAUUAUAAGUAAUAAACCCUUACUGUAUUACUCUUAUUUUGGUUGUUCAAAUUUGCUAAUUUAUUUUUCACAACA
Amaranthus tricolor (Joseph's coat) is the source of this 1327-nucleotide messenger RNA. Its product is annotated as protein OXIDATIVE STRESS 3 LIKE 4-like. Lineage: Eukaryota; Viridiplantae; Streptophyta; Magnoliopsida; Caryophyllales; Amaranthaceae. The record is from RefSeq and is a predicted model, not a curated record. The transcript has 2 exons. Bases 550 to 1227 code for a protein of 225 amino acids.